CGUACUAUGAAAAAUCUGAGUGACCCAGGCGAAUGUAUGUCAAUGAAGUAUUUCCAGCUCCAUCACAUGUGGUCUGUAGUGUGAUAAGGUGGGCCAGAGAGCGUAUGUGGUGAAGGUGGAAUUACUUCAUUGAUAAACAUAUCGAAAGGUGCUGCUUAUCUUGUUAUGUAGAAUUUAAGUCAGUCACAUUAAUAAGAAUACCUGAGAGGGGAGAAUUUCUAGAUUCUGACUAUUCUCUCUUCUCUUUUCUCCUUGCCUGCCUCGUUCAGGCAUCACCUGCAAAACCAUCGCAUUGCACGGAGAGUCACGCCGAUGACCUUCUGGAGGGGUUCCGUACUCUCAUCGCCGUCCUCCAUCCCAGACUGACAAACAAUGCUACGGUCGCAUUGCCCGCAGUCUCCUCGGCGCCCGAGUCUUCUGCCUCCCUCGCGACUGGCGGGAGCAGAAUGGGAGAAUUUGAGCUCACCAAACGAUCACUGACGGUGAAAAGCAGCACGGACGGUUACGGAUUUGUGCUUCGCUCCAGUGCUCCCGUGUUGGUCAGCCAAGUGAAGCAAGGGAGUGCUGCGUGCAAUGCUGGUCUGCAACACGGAGAUCUCAUCGUGAAGGUCAACGGCCAUGACGUGAGUGGUCGUAGUCAUGGGGAUAUCAUUCACCUGAUCAACUACAUGCCGGGAAGUCCGAUCACAUUCACCGUACUCACGCCCAGUUAUGAGAAGGGUGGUUCGGAGCUGGAGAUGUCCAGAGCUUGGGCACGUCACUAUCUACCUAAUUUCCUAGCCUCCGCGUCGUCAUCGCAAACAGGCGCCGCCGGUAAUGGUAGCAGUUCAAGCUCACCUCGCGUCUCUCACUCCAGCUCAGCGACGUCACUGAGCCUGCACGCCAACGGGAGCCAGCUCAGCAAGACGCCCACAACCAACGCGGCCAUCAUCGCCGGGGGCAACCAGCGAGCCGACUCGCCGCUGUCGUCGUCGUCGCACACGCCCCCACUGGUGUGUCUAGGUGGCAACAACUCCUCGUUCGCCGUGCAGCAGCACGCGGCACACAGGGACAAUCUGAGCAGCGCGUCCAAGACUCCGCCGUCGCCGUCUUCCUCGUCACUGCUCAUGCCCUCUCCUGUGUCGCCAAUGUCAAGUGCUGACGACCAGGAUGGUUUGGAUCCGGCCGAGUGCAAGAAGAUGUUGCUACUAAGAGGUGAGACAUAAAGCAGUGUUGAUGUUGUUUUAUUUUAUUUUAAUUCACAGUGACCAAACAAGCAGAUGUACUCAAUAACAAAGAGGUGAUCUGUUGAGCACAAGUUGCACGUGGAUGAACACGAGGAAAUGCACACU
Sycon ciliatum is the source of this 1331-nucleotide messenger RNA. RefSeq names its product Na(+)/H(+) exchange regulatory cofactor NHE-RF1-like. Lineage: Eukaryota; Metazoa; Porifera; Calcarea; Leucosolenida; Sycettidae. The record is from RefSeq and is a predicted model, not a curated record. Gene Ontology annotation, cellular component: apical plasma membrane. The transcript is spliced from 5 exons. Gene Ontology annotation, biological process: protein localization to plasma membrane. The coding region runs from base 447 to 1205 and encodes 252 amino acids. Gene Ontology annotation, molecular function: protein-membrane adaptor activity; protein binding.